This is a messenger RNA of Manis pentadactyla (Chinese pangolin), 914 nucleotides long. RefSeq lists its product as uncharacterized. The transcript has 5 exons. Lineage: Eukaryota; Metazoa; Chordata; Mammalia; Pholidota; Manidae. The coding region runs from base 1 to 636 and encodes 211 amino acids. The record is from RefSeq and is a predicted model, not a curated record.
AUGUUGAAGAGUGAUGCAGAAAAGAUUGGGAGCCCCAGGCUUGGGGAUGAGGCCAGGGCCGUGAAAAGUCCUGUUCUAAAGGAGAAAGGACCCUCUGGUCUCUACUUGGCCAGUCUAAGCAGCUAUCACCUGGACUGCCUCUCUGGAGGCUGGCGUGCAGCGCGCACAAGUGGCGGCUAUCGGGCAGGCGGGGCCCGGAGGGUGACGUCACGGGCUCGGGUCCCGGCGGCAGAAAUACGAUGGCCGCGGCGGCUGUGGCUCAGAGGGCUGGAGCCGAGGCAGCCUCCAGCGCGCCCGGGAGUCGCCGACAGCCGAGGAGAACGGCCGGAAGACGCGGGGCCGGGUCGCCGCCGCCGCCACCGCCACGAGCUCGCCCGCCCGCCCGCCCGAGUCCAGCCACCAGGUCUUUCCCUCGGCCCGGGCCGCCGCAGACUCAACAAAAUGAAGCCAGAAUAUUUUUGGCUGCAUCUUGCACUGCUUGGGGCCUUGCUGCCAGCUGUGCUGGGAUGGAUGGACCCAGGAACCAGCAGAGGCCUGAACAUGGGUGUGGGGGAGUCGCAGGCAGAGGAAGCCAGAAGCUUUGAAGUCCCAAGAAGGCGAGGUCACAAAAAGCUAAGAAAUGAGUCUACAGCAUGAAGCAUGAAAGGAAGGGCCACUGGAACAUUUCCCUGUCUUGCCUGGAUAGCCAUAUGACUGCUGCUCAUGCUCUUCUGGGGUAUCUUGUCUCUGAACAAGUUCCCCAUGAUCCAGCCUCGUACACUCCACUGAGGUAACAUCUAGUCACCGUUUAACACUGAGAUUUUUGGAUAUUAAUAUGACAGAAAAAUAUAUAUAUAUUGAGUAAUUGAAUCAAUAAAUGAGUUUGACUAUUUGCUUUCUUCCUUUGUCUAAAAAUUAUAAACUUCAAAAUCUAG